Molecule: messenger RNA, 492 nt
Organism: Pristis pectinata (smalltooth sawfish)
Lineage: Eukaryota; Metazoa; Chordata; Chondrichthyes; Rhinopristiformes; Pristidae
Gene: tmem258
Product: transmembrane protein 258
Exons: 4
Coding region: 54-293 (79 amino acids)
Biological process (GO): protein N-linked glycosylation
Cellular component (GO): membrane-bounded organelle
Source: RefSeq, a predicted model, not a curated record
GUGGAAGCGUGACGUAACUUCCUCUGUGGGGACGUGGCCUGAAAAGAGUAAAGAUGGAGCUGGAGGCUAUGACCAGAUACACCAGCCCGGUCAACCCUGCUGUCUUCCCACACUUGACAGUUGUCCUUCUUGCAAUUGGAAUGUUCUUCACUGCAUGGUUUUUUGUAUAUGAAGUAACAUCCACCAAGUACACACGGGAUAUCUACAAAGAGCUGCUGAUUUCUCUCGUAGCAUCUCUUUUUAUGGGAUUUGGAGUACUUUUCCUCCUCCUCUGGGUUGGGAUCUAUGUAUGAGGAAACCUUGGGUGUGUGUGGGGAGAAACAUGAGACCAUUCCUUCAGGAUAUGCUGCUUUCACAAUGACUGACUUGUAGUCUCAAUGCCUCUGGUUGUUACAGAAGCAAGAGGCCUUCAAGAUCCACUGAGUAGCACCUGGAAUUUUUUUUAUAAGAGCCUAUUGUACUAACAAAAAAAUAAAAGCUUUGUUCACACUG